This is a messenger RNA of Agelaius phoeniceus (red-winged blackbird), 470 nucleotides long. RefSeq names its product melanocortin 2 receptor accessory protein (gene MRAP). Gene Ontology annotation, biological process: protein localization to plasma membrane; regulation of adenylate cyclase-activating G protein-coupled receptor signaling pathway. NCBI's taxonomy places the organism in Eukaryota, Metazoa, Chordata, Aves, Passeriformes, Icteridae. Gene Ontology annotation, cellular component: plasma membrane; endoplasmic reticulum. Gene Ontology annotation, molecular function: type 3 melanocortin receptor binding; signaling receptor regulator activity; type 4 melanocortin receptor binding. The record is from RefSeq and is a predicted model, not a curated record.
AUGGCCAACGGCACCAACUCCUCCGAGUACUUCUGGUCUUAUGAAUAUUACUGGGAUUACAUAGACCCUGUUCCAGUCGAUGGAAGCAAACUGAAGGUUAAUAAAUACUCCAUCGUCAUCGCCUUCUGGGUCGGCCUCGCCGCCUUCGUCACGUUCCUUUUCCUUGUUCUGCUGUGCAUGUCCUGCUCUGGAUCAACACCAGCCAACACGGCCACGAACGGCAGCGCGGGCUCGGGCAGGAGCUCAUUAGGCACUGACUGCGCUCGCGCUAAUUAACGGGCACGAGAGCACCCGGGGCAGAUCCUGGCGCAAGGACCGAGCGCGCGCCAGCGGAAUGUGUUGGAAUCCCUUUGCGAUCCCAGCAGUUUGAAGUUUGGGAAUGCUGCGGGACAUGCUCAAGGCGUCAGUAAUGUUUUUAAGGAAAGCCACCAAGGAGCGGUGGAAAAAAACAAUAAAGAAUAUUGCCUAUU